GAUGUUGGUCAUGAGGUAAAAUUAUGGAAGUUUGUUUAAGGUGGAACAGCAGUAGAUAAAAUUGAUUCCAACUUAAAAAAAAAAAGUUACAUUUUUACCAUUAAAAAUCAUUGAAAUCUAAAUAAGCCGUAUAAUAAAAAAUAAUAAAAAUUUUUUUUACCAUAUGGAGUAUUUUAUCAGGUUGAUGUCUAAACAAGCGUACAGUUCUACCUUAAAAUAUGACCACGCUCUUCCCACUGAUACUACCCAUGUGUUGCUCAGUAGUAUACUUACAACCAUAGACUGUAUAGAACAGCCUUCAACCGAGAUUGUGUUUGGCGUAAAAUAAGUAUCAAGAGCUUGAAUCAAUGAAUUUUAACGACGCGAAGAAUGAAAUUCUACAGGUGUUGUCAAAGACGGAGAGACAACAUCUUCCAAAGCUGCUAGAAUGGUUGAAAACGUCAGAUGAUCUGGAUGAUUUCCUGGUGGAUAACCAAAGUGUUAUUCUUCAAAGUAUUGCAGAGGACCUAAGGGCUUGCCUUCCACUUGAGGCUAUGGCUCCCUCAGAGACUAUGGCUAUUCAGAAGACUCAACAGAAACAUCAUCCCACUGUGCAUGUAGAUGCAUUCUUGUAUGAUGAGGAAACUGUGGAUUCAUUGUGUGAGGAGGGAAAAAUAAGUCGCAACUACUGCCUCAACUGUGGAUCGCACAGAACAGCACCAUUGGAGUUCAUCUCACAUUCAUUCUCAAUCCCGGAGCUCCAGUUCCUAUUCCACAAUGUUCUUCCAGACCUCACUGGAAAACUGGUGGUGGAUGUGGGAUCUAGACUAGGAGCUGUGCUGUUUGGGGGCUACCUUUACAGCGCGGCAUCUCAGCUUGUCGGGGUUGAAAUAAGUUCCGAGUUUGUCAAGCUUCAAACAAUGGCUGUAGAGAAAUAUGGCUUCAGUGACAGAAUUCAGGUGAUUCAUGCAGAUAUCUGCUCUCAGGCGGCCUUAGUUCAAAAUACAGAUGUUCUGAUCAUGAACAACGUUUUUGAAUUCUUCAUGGAACCAAGUGAUCAAAUGCAAGCUUGGCUAUUCAUUAAUCAAAAUUUCCGAAAGAAAGGUGCUCUGCUGGUAACUGUACCCAGCAUUCAAGAAGCCCUAACUUUACUUCAGGAUGCUGUUUUCCUAGAGACAUUAGCACUCAGCCAAUGGAUAGAGGAAGUACAAAUUGAUUACACAGUUUAUCAAAAAAAUGACACAGAUCCAGAUUCUCUCAAGCAAAUCCAUCUUUAUAGAGUACUUUGACCCUUAGAAGAGAAAGCUCUGGACUCUUCUGAUACAGUACAACAAUGAAUAUGAUUAGCCUCAGUGAGGUGCUUAACAGGACAAAUGAUAGAAAUAGAUGUAAUUUACCAUACAACAUCCUGAUUUAGGUUAACUUUUUUUUAUUUAAAGUUGAGUUGAAUUAUAGAGUUGUACUUAAAACUGUCUAUGUAUUGGAACUAGCAAUGCAUGUCAGAGAAUCUCUUUAUGUCAUGUUAUGUUUGCAUUGCUGCAUUUUAAAGCAUUUCUUCUUCUUUUUCAUCUUCUUAUUAUUAUGUUUUCCUGUAAGUGCCCUCUUCCUUGGUUUGGUUUUGGUUUUUCUUAUGCAUUUCUGUGUCCCACUCUUUCUGUUGAAACAGGAAGUUGGGGAUGUGUGCAUAUAUACACGUGUACAUUACUUUGAAUGUCUAUAUCUGUAAAAGUUCUUUUGUCAACUCUUAAAUGUAUACUAUCAUAUAGAUCAAAACUAACAGACACGGAUGAAAAGGCCAAGCUUCGAUUUUCAUUUCAUGGGGGUAUGAAGAAAUAAACUUAGUACCUUUUA
This is a messenger RNA of Megalobrama amblycephala (Wuchang bream), 1830 nucleotides long. RefSeq lists its product as uncharacterized. Bases 348 to 1268 code for a protein of 306 amino acids. The record is from RefSeq and is a predicted model, not a curated record. NCBI's taxonomy places the organism in Eukaryota, Metazoa, Chordata, Actinopteri, Cypriniformes, Xenocyprididae. Gene Ontology annotation, molecular function: S-adenosylmethionine-dependent methyltransferase activity. The transcript has 8 exons.